Molecule: messenger RNA, 1547 nt
Organism: Pezoporus occidentalis (night parrot)
Lineage: Eukaryota; Metazoa; Chordata; Aves; Psittaciformes; Psittacidae
Gene: DNAJB11
Product: DnaJ heat shock protein family (Hsp40) member B11
Exons: 10
Coding region: 140-1216 (358 amino acids)
Biological process (GO): protein maturation; protein folding
Cellular component (GO): endoplasmic reticulum
Molecular function (GO): misfolded protein binding
Source: RefSeq, a predicted model, not a curated record
UGGCCAGUGGAUGUAGCUGGGCCCCGUUUCGCGUCUGCUGGUGUCCGUGCCGGGGCGGGCGGCCGCGGACCCGCCUGUGAAGCGCCGCGCUCUCUCCCCGCCUUCCCCCUGGGCAAGGCGGGCCCGGCCGCGCCGCGCCAUGGCCCUGGGCUGGCUCGGCCGUCUCUGCCUGCUGCUGCUCUGCCUCUGCGGGGAGGCCGCCGCGGGGAGGGACUUCUACAAGAUCCUAGGGGUGUCCCGCGGCGCCUCCAUCAAGGACAUCAAGAAAGCGUACCGGAAACUGGCGCUGCAGCUCCAUCCCGACAGGAACCCCGAUGACCCCCGGGCGCAGGAGAAGUUCCAGGACCUGGGGGCUGCCUAUGAGGUGCUGUCAGAUGAGGAGAAGAGGAAGCAGUAUGAUGCAUAUGGUGAGGAGGGAUUGAAGGAUGGGCACCAGAGCUCUCAUGGAGACAUAUUCUCACACUUCUUUGGGGACUUUGGAUUCAUGUUUGGAGGUAACCCUCGCCAACAAGACAGGAAUAUUCCCCGAGGAAGUGACAUAAUUGUGGACCUGGAGGUUACACUUGAGGAGGUGUAUUCAGGAAACUUCGUAGAAGUUGUCAGGAACAAGCCAGUGGCAAGACAGGCACCUGGCAAACGGAAAUGCAAUUGCCGGCAGGAGAUGAGGACCACCCAGUUGGGUCCUGGGCGUUUCCAAAUGACUCAAGAAGUCGUUUGUGAUGAAUGUCCAAAUGUCAAGCUUGUGAAUGAGGAGCGAACGCUGGAAGUGGAGAUAGAGCCAGGUGUGAGGGAUGGUAUGGAGUAUCCCUUCAUUGGUGAAGGUGAGCCCCAUGUGGAUGGGGAGCCAGGUGAUUUACGCUUCCGAAUAAAAGUCCUUAAGCACCCAGUCUUUGAAAGAAGAGGAGAUGACCUGUAUACAAAUGUGACAAUCUCGCUGGUCGAGGCACUUACAGGCUUUGAAAUGGAUAUCGCCCACUUGGAUGGACACAAGGUUCACAUUGCUCGGGAUAAAAUUACGAAAUCUGGGGCCAAACUGUGGAAGAAAGGAGAAGGUCUUCCAAAUUUUGAUAACAAUAAUAUCAAAGGCUCACUAAUAAUAACGUUUGAUGUGGAGUUCCCCAAAGAGCAGCUGACAAAUGAGCAGCGGGAAGGUCUCAAACAGUUGCUGAAACAAGGAUCGGUGCAGAAGGUGUACAAUGGAUUGCAGGGAUAUUGAUGUGUGGAAAAAUGGGACUUACCUGACAACAGAAAGUCAAAUUUGUUUGCAGUCUUUUCUCCUGCCCACUGUAGAAUGGAAAAGAGGGAGGGUGGGACAAUUGUUGAGGUAUAUAUAAUUCUUUUUCUUUGUCAAUGGUGGAAGUGCUCAGAUGAGUUGGGAGAAAUGCUACCCUUUUCAGGAUGUAACUGGUGCUGCCUAUCAUGUUCCAUGUCCUGGAACAGCAGAGACUCCUUGAGCAGAGGAUUAAAAAAAAAAGGUGGAGAAAGGAGUUUUAAAUUCCACACAGAUUGGAAUUUCUGGUUUUUAAAUAUAUUUUGAUGUGACUUUU